Messenger RNA from Capsaspora owczarzaki ATCC 30864, 2971 nucleotides. RefSeq lists its product as hypothetical. The record is from RefSeq and is a predicted model, not a curated record. Lineage: Eukaryota; Filasterea; Ministeriida; Capsasporidae. Gene Ontology annotation, molecular function: phosphatidylinositol-3,4-bisphosphate binding; clathrin light chain binding; clathrin-cargo adaptor activity. Gene Ontology annotation, biological process: actin filament organization; endocytosis; clathrin coat assembly. The coding region runs from base 88 to 2712 and encodes 874 amino acids. The transcript has 6 exons. Gene Ontology annotation, cellular component: actin cortical patch; clathrin-coated vesicle.
UUAGUUUGUUUUUUUUUUUCAGCUUUUUGAUCCACUUUGGUUUCUUUUCUCUUCGUCUUCUUCUUGUAAAAGCACACAAGCACGCAAAUGUCUGCUGAACGCGAUAAGGUGAUCAAGGAGAGCGAGGAGCACCUGACGAAGGCCUGCUCGCCCUCUGAAACUGCGCCCAAAGUCAAGCACAUUCGCACGGCCAUCAUCUCCACCUGGAACCAGAACGGCAGCGAUGUCUUCUGGGCUGCCCUCCGCAAGCUGCCCCUCGGCACCCAGCCCAUCAUGUGCUGGAAGGCCCUCAUCACACUCCACAAGAUCCUCCAGGACGGCCACCCCAACGUGCUGCGUGAACUCGUGCGCAACCAGGGCGUGCUCGCUUCCCUCGGCCAGAUGUGGGAGAGCAAAGGUCACAUCUUCUCGCCUCUGAUUGCGGGCUACCUUCGCUUCCUCAUCAGCAAGCUCGAUUUCCACGACCAACACACCGACAUUCCCGGCAACCUCGAUUUCGACGCUUUCAAAAAGUCGAGCGCCAUGAGCGAUCUCGGCUCGGCCACCCGCCUUGUGAUGGCUUGCUUCAUCCUGCAGGACAAGAUCCUCGCGACUGUUGGCCUCGUCCUCAACUCGCUCUCUGGCGACCGUGCGUCCGAGAAGAACGAGUGCCGCGAAGCUGCCUUCCUGCCGCUCAUCCCCGAGUCUGUUUCGCUGUACAACAUUGUCGUGGACAUUCUCACCACCCUCCAUCGCUCAACCCCCGAGGACGAGCUGAUUGCCCAUCGCGAGCGCUUCAUGGAGCAGUUCCCGCGCAUUAAAAAGUUCUACUUUGAGGCGCGCAACCUUCGCUUCCUGACCAACCUUGUCCAAAUCCCAUUGCUGGAUUCGCCCCCGGACUUUAUCACCAAGUACGCCAACGCGCCCACGCCCCCGCCGGCCAAGGUUGCCGCCCCAGCUCCAGUCAACAAAUUCGAGGACUUUGACGCCAUGCCCAACCAAUUCGAGUUUGUCGACGAGCGCGACAAGAUUAUCGAGGCACUGCGCGCUCGCAUUGCCGAGCUGGAGGCGCAGGUGCAGUCGCUGAUUGCCCGCUCGCAGCAAGACCAGAUGCUCAUCUCGUCGCUGCAGCAGCGUCUGAACGACCUGCAGGAGCUGCUGCAGACGGCCCAGACAUCCGGCGCCAACGAGCUCAAGGAGAAGGUCGAGGCUGCCGAGUCAAAGUACAACAAGGUCUUCCAGAUGUACAGCAAGCUGCGUCAGGAGCAUCUUGAGGCCCUCAAGAAGGUUGGCCAAGUCAGCGAGUUUGAGGCCUUUGCCAAUCGUGCCAAGGAGGAGAAGGAGAACGCCGACCGUGCUCACGCGCAAGAGCUCAGCAGCUUGCGCUCUGCCAAUGCGCGCCUCGAGUCCUUGAUGCACGAUCUGCAGACCAAGACGCAAGAGUCGGAAGCGGCUCAGCAGCGUGUCGCCCAGGAGCGUCGUCGCAUCCUCGCCCACGCCGUCGCCGACUCGAAGCGCAUCAUCCGCCAAGCGCUGGCAGAGCUGGAAAACCCGCAAAACCCCGGCAGCUCGUCGAGCACGGCGCAGUCGGUCGACGAGAACAUUCACAACACGCUGGGCGUCAACCAACGGCUCUCGGAGGCCCUCGCUGCGUUUGCGCCGGUGGCGUCAGCCGGGACCAACGAAGUGCCGUUCGACGUGCUUGGCAACGCGUCCGUCUUUGCCAACAUGCUUGCCGAGCUGCUGAACAACUCGAAGGGCACGACGCGUCUUGCUGCCGACCAGACGGUCGCCGAUGGCAUUAUCGCGCACUGCCGCUCGACCGGCCAGGCCGCGCUCGCCUACUUUGACACGCUGCACUGCAACAACGAGAAUGACUCGAUGAAGUUCACCGCCGAGCAGGUGGGUGCUGGCGCUGCCAAGUUCCGCGAGGCUGCCGACUCGCUCGCCAAGAUCACGGAAGGCCUCAUUCCCCGCGAGAUCAAGGACAGCGAUUCGCUUGGCGACGCCGUCGAGAAGCAAAUGUCGGAGGCCGCUAUGGCCAUCAACGAUGCUGCUCGUCGCAUCCAAGAGAUGCUCGAAAAGUCGAAAAAGACGCAGUCUGGCAUCCAGCUCGACGUGAACGAGAGCAUUCUUGCCUCGGCCCAGCAGCUCAUGGACUUGAUUCGCAUUCUCAUCCAAAAGUCCACCGUUGUGCAGCAGGAGGUUGUUGCUGCCAGCCGCGGCUCGGCCAGCGCCACCGAGUUUUACAAGAAAAACCACCGAUGGACCGAGGGUCUCAUCUCGGCCGCCAAAGCGGUCGGCUGGGGCGCCACGCUGCUCGUCGACAACGCCGACAAGGUUGUCAACAACAUGGGCAAGUUUGAGGAGCUCAUGGUUGCCGCCGGCGAGGUCGCUGCCUCCACUGCGCAGCUCGUCGCCUCGUCGCGCGUCAAGUCGGCCGCCAACAGCAAGUCCCAAGAGGAGCUCAUGGGUGCCUCGCGCGAUGUGACUGGCGCCACGCGCAACCUCGUCAGCGCUGCCAAGAACGCCUCGCAGCUCAUGGCCGAUCAGGCCAGCAACAAGCAGGUCCAGGACUUGUCCAAGCUCACGCUCACCCAGGCCAAGCGCCAGGAAAUGAACCAGCAAGUCAAGGUGCUCGAGCUCGAGCAGCAGCUUUCUCAAGAGCGCACCCGUCUGCUCGAGCUGCGCAAGGUUCACUACCAUCUUGCUGGCGAUGUUGGCAACGAGUAAAACAAGCAAACAAACAACAAACAACAAAAAACAAAAAUAUCAGCGUAUUUGUCCCCCCCCCCCGCCCGCGUUUUGUUAUCUUGCAUGCGUGAGUGUCUUGUGUUUCCGAAGGUGCUGGUUUUACAGUGUAUUCUGGUGCUGGUUUUAAAUCUUGUCGUUUCUCCUUUUUUCAGCUUUUUUUUCAGCUUUUUUUUGUUAUGUGUUCUUUGCCAUUUUGAUUUUUUUAACUUGUCUCGUUUUCGCGUCAAAUACAUCUGGU